AGUAUUUGCCUGCACGUCCCCAGAUUAAUAAACAGCAAGAGGAAGGGAGAACAAUAUAAUCACAUGGAUUAAAACCCCUAAUCACACCCUUAAUCCGAAUUACCGAAUAUCCCCUUCUUCUUCGAGAUGAACCGUAGAGUUCAGCAGCAAUCGGACGACGAAGAAGAUGAGACGUACAACGACGUCGUACCGGAAUCUCCCUCUUCCUGCGAAGAUUCCAAGUUCGUGAAGCCUUCUUCCAAGAAAAGGAGGAGCAUAGAGAAGAGAGUUGUGUCUGUCCCGAUUGCUGACGUGGCAGGAUCUGGUGGCAGAGGCGAGGUGUAUCCGCCGUCGGAUUCGUGGGCUUGGAGGAAGUACGGACAGAAGCCGAUCAAAGGCUCCCCUUACCCCAGGGGAUAUUACAGGUGCAGCAGUUCGAAGGGGUGCCCGGCGAGGAAGCAGGUGGAGAGAAGCCGAGUGGACCCCACAAGACUCGUCAUCACCUACGCCUCCGACCACAACCACCCCCUCCCCUCCACCGCUAACAAGCCUCACCACCGCAACAACUCCUCCGCCCCCGCCAAGAAGGAUGCUGACGUCGACACCCCCGCCGCCGUCGAUACUGAGCCCGAGGAACCGGCGGCGCCGGCGGGGCGGGACCGGAGCCACGUGGACGCGCCGAGGCUGCUCGGGGGAAGUUUCUGCGAGCCGGACGAGUUCGGGUGGUUCUACGACGUGGCGAUCUCCGACGGAUCCGUCUUCUCCGGCGCUGAGGUGGCGGUGGAGAGGGGUUUCUCGGUGGAGGAAGAGUCGUUGUUCAGCGAUCUCGGAGAUCUGCCGGAUUGCGCGGCCGUUUUCCGGCGGAGAACGGUGGCGACGGAGGAGCAGAACCGGAGGUGCGAUUUCGGGGCGGUAGGAUUCUGUGAUAGUUCUAGAUGAUCGGAAAUAAAAGGUCUGUUGCUUUGUAAAGUAUGUUACUUUUUCUCCAAUAUUAUUCAUCAAAUUCCUUUCGGAAA
Messenger RNA from Tarenaya hassleriana, 995 nucleotides. Its product is annotated as probable WRKY transcription factor 69. Gene Ontology annotation, molecular function: DNA-binding transcription factor activity; transcription cis-regulatory region binding. The transcript is spliced from 4 exons. Gene Ontology annotation, biological process: regulation of DNA-templated transcription. The record is from RefSeq and is a predicted model, not a curated record. NCBI's taxonomy places the organism in Eukaryota, Viridiplantae, Streptophyta, Magnoliopsida, Brassicales, Cleomaceae. Gene Ontology annotation, cellular component: nucleus. Bases 127 to 918 code for a protein of 263 amino acids.